Molecule: messenger RNA, 2034 nt
Organism: Dujonia railenensis
Lineage: Eukaryota; Fungi; Ascomycota; Pichiomycetes; Serinales; Debaryomycetaceae
Source: the annotation of a GenBank genome assembly
AUGAGCAACAUGAAGCCUCUCAAAGGGUUGGCGUUUUGCUGUACGUCAAUUCCUGUCAAGCUCCGUGAAGAAAUAUCACAGAAGUUAGCUUCAAUGGGCGGGAUCCACUACUCAGACCUCAUGAGCGACGUCAAUUAUCUAAUUGUGGGAGAUCGUAAGACCGAUAAAUAUAACUAUUGCAUUAAACACAGACACGAUGUUAAAUUCUUGAAGCCGGAGUCCAUAAUAACAGUCUAUAACCUCUGGCUCGAAGGUGAAGAAUCCCGGGAUUUGUUGGACAUCAACAACUACUUGUUACCUAUAUUUAGUGGGUUAGUGAUUUGUAUGUCUAGAAUCGCGUUUAGUGAUAAGUAUUUGCAUGAAGCUUUGUUUGAACAAGAUUUCCGUAAGACCACUUUAAAGAAUCGUAAUAUCAUAGGGCACUUGGAAGUCUACAACUCUGAAACCCUAUCAAAGUACAUUGAAGCGAAUGGGGGGAAAAUCACCGAAUCGCUUACCAUAUCAAAUUCCUGUGUAGUCACUACUGAGAAGAAGGGAAAGAGAUACCUGAAAGCAAUAGAAUGGAAUAUCCCCGUAGUGCAUCCUAUAUGGAUAUACGACUCGAUGUUAAGACAAGCGGCACUUAGUUUGGAUGAUUAUCAUGUAGAUUUGGAAAAUAAAUCUUACGUAGAAGGAUGUAUGGUUUGGGACAAGGUUUUUUCUAUUGAAGAUACCACGCAGACAAAUGCCUCGUCUGCUGUGGACACAACCAAAAGUAAAUUGCCUAAGACAGAUAUAGAAGUGAUCAAACCGAUUGCAGUGAACAGGAAUCCGACCAUCUGGAAUUCGAUUAUGGCUCAAAAAGUAUCGAAAAGUAAAGAUGUAGAAGAAAACUUAUGGGAGGAGAAUAAUCGAGAAAUAAACGAAGAAGAUGGAGAACAAGGGGACAAUGAUGAGAACGACGAUAAAGAGGACAAAGAAAGAGAAGCUCUCAGGAGUACUUCGAAGCCAUCGUCCAUUUUUGUUGGCUUCAACUUCCUAAUUGUAGGAUAUAACCAUUCUCAAACUUCAAUCUUAUCCAAAGUAAUUGAAUCAAAUGGAGGGGAGAUUACUAAAGAUACACAGGACUUGUCUAUCACCCAUGUAAUUAUACCAUCUAACAGCGGUCGUGAAUCCUCCACUGUAUUAAAGACCUUACCUUCUCAGACCAGAGCCAGAAUCAAUAAGUCAGAUAUUCAAGUGGUAACGGAGUGGUUCGUGGAGAGAUCAGUUUUCUACGAAAGACAAGUUUUAGAUUACUGGGGAAAGCCGAUUAGAGGGAUUCCCCCAAAUAUCCCCAAGGAAAAGUCUCUAAGAAUUUGCAUUACAGGCUUCACUGGCAUUGAACUCCUUCACAUUCAAAAACUUAUAUCAUACAUGGGGUUUGAAUUUUGCGAGUCGCUAACAGCCAAAAGGGAUUUGAUGAUUGUUAAUAUUAAUCUUUUCAAAGAAACUAUAUCAGAGAAGUCCCCGAAAUUACUUGAAUAUAAAUUCAAAGAUAUAAUAGAUUGUCCGGUUUAUCAGGGAGAAGUGUCAUUCGUGUCAAGUAAAAACAAAAUAAACGCAGCCAAAAAGUGGAGCAUCCCCAUAGUUUCUCUUGCAUAUCUUUGGGAAACCUUAGAACUAACUAUGAAGAAGGGUAAACUUGUGAUGCCAGAUAUUUUAGAUCUUAGAUGGUGUAUGUUUGUUCCCAGAAGUUACAGCAAAACCACCACAUUACUGGACUACAUGAAAAGUGUCGAGAAAGCUUCAAUUGAGACGGACGUCACAGUCACCGAAAUCCUCGAAACUUCAUCAUUGCCACAACUUCCUUCGCCAAGAAGAGGGUCUAAGCAAAAAUUUGGGAGGAUACUGGGUAGGAGUCCUAAAAAGGACGCUAAUUCAUCACCAACCAAAGCGACAGAGGAGGACAGACUGGAUUUAACAUUUGAGGAAGAGGAUUUCGGUGUUGGAUAUGAAUUGGAGACGGUUCAAUUACCAAACCCAAAACGUCUACGGGCAAGUAAGAAAAAAUGA